Molecule: messenger RNA, 2055 nt
Organism: Varroa destructor (honeybee mite)
Lineage: Eukaryota; Metazoa; Arthropoda; Arachnida; Mesostigmata; Varroidae
Product: 2-aminomuconic semialdehyde dehydrogenase-like
Molecular function (GO): oxidoreductase activity, acting on the aldehyde or oxo group of donors, NAD or NADP as acceptor; sulfotransferase activity
Source: RefSeq, a predicted model, not a curated record
UGGCAGAGCUGGCACUACCCGUCAUAAAUAGGUUACAAUGAACAUAGACUGCAUAGUUUAUCGAAAAAUAAUCGUUCUAAACCAGAACAAGUAGACAGAUUCUCCUCCACAAACCGAGACGUGUUAGCGGAUGGCGUAAUGGUUAUUCCUUAGUCUUAGAGUGCUAAUUGGAAUAACUAUCGCCCAGUGCAGAAUUCGAAGACGCACCAGAAUAGGCCUUGGCUAGGAUUGUAAAGCGGCCGCCGAGAUUGCCAGGUCAUUGAGGCGGAUAACACGGUAACCAGUGAAUGAACUAAACGUUAAAAAACAAUUUCAUACCUAACUAUCUCCACUAAACGAAACGUCUUUAAGGAAAUACCUCGAAGUGUUUGAGACGUGUAUCUUGACAUUAAAUAAAAUAAACACCUUAUUAAUAUAGUCAGUUAGUUUUCAAGCAUAGACAUAAUUUAUCUAAUCGAAGGAAGCAUCAUAGACAGGUGCGAGUUACCCAAAAACGAGCUUUGCAUCUUUAUUACUGAGAACGCUCGUGUUGAUACUAUGUUUGUGGUCAAUAAUUUCAUCGAUGGAAAAUUUGAGCCUACUCAGGAGUAUUUGGACAACGUUGAUCCGGCUACUGGUCAAGUAUAUUCGAAGGUUGCAAGCUCUACCUGUAAAGACGUUUGGACGGCGGUUGCGGUGGCACAGCGCGCACAGCCUUUAUGGCAACGUAAAACGGUAUCAGAACGAGCCGCUGUGCUAAGGCGAGUUGCCGAUCUUCUCGAAGAACGUCUCGAAGAGUUUGCUGUGGCAGAAUCACGGGAUCAGGGAAAGCCCGUGUGGCUUGCUCAGGAUGUCGAUAUUCCUAGAGCUAUUCACAACUUUAGACAUUUUGCCGACAAUGCUGUUAAUGAUCGUGAAUUGGCCGUUCCCCAGCCUCGUUCGCAACUUCUUCACUACGUAUGUCGUUCCCCAGUUGGUGUGGUGGGCAUCAUCACCCCAUGGAAUUUGCCUCUGUACCUAUUAUCCUUUAAGCUUGCGCCAGCUCUCGUGUACGGUAAUGCUGUGGUUGCCAAACCUUCGGAGCUAACCUCUGUCACGACUUUUAUGCUCGCCAAACUGUUUCUCGAGGCAGGUCUUCCAAAUGGGGUCUGCAAUUUCGUAUUCGGCUUAGGCGACCCUGUUGGAGAAGCUCUCUGCAGUCAUCCAAAAAUACGUGCCAUUUCUUUCACGGGGAGCACUCGGACAGGUACUCGCAUCUCAGAAAUAGCCGCUCCCUUGGCAAAGAAGUGCUCGCUAGAGAUGGGUGGUAAAAAUGCAGCGAUCGUGUUUCCUGACUGUGACCGGGCCAAAUGCUUGCGAACCCUUCUGCGCGCGUGCUUUUUAAACCAGGGCGAGAUUUGUUUGUGUACGAGCCGGGUGUUCGUGCACGAGAGUAUCUACAAAGAGUUCUUAGCUGACUUCGUUGAGGAGACCAAAGCUUUAAAGGUCGGACCUCCAACUGAACGGGAUUCAUUUUUGGGAGCUUUGAUCUCAAAGGAACACUUCGAAAAGGUACGUGGUUACAUUAAGUUAGCGCAUGAGGAAGGUGGCACAGUUCUAACCGGGGGCUUACAUCCGGUUCCGGGAUUGGACGAUCAACAUAGCCUGGGUUACUAUGUGCUACCGACAGUUAUCGAAGGUCUUUCUGCUUCGUCGCGCUGUAUGCAAGAAGAGAUCUUCGGUCCGGUAGUCUGCUUCUGCUCAUUUAGUGACGAGGAAGAAGUGCUGGACCUCGUAAAUGGAGUGCAAUACGGACUCUGCGCAAGCGUUUGGACAAUAGAUGUGCGCAGACUUCACCGCAUUGUUAAUUACAUUGACGUGGGCACUAUCUGGGCUAACUGUUGGCUCGUUCGUCAUUUGCAUUUGCCAUUUGGUGGGACCAAAAUGUCGGGAUUGGGCCGCGAAGGAACGGAGCCCUCGCGUGAGUUCUAUACCGAAUGCAAAACUGUUUGCGUUGAUUUCAGCUUGUAGAUAUCAGUGACUAAAUGGACUCAGUGGUUAUUCCAGGUGAUGAUGGAGACGAUGAUAAUAAAGAAA